AUGACGGAUCGCACUCUCCCGCUUUCUGCGCCACUGUUGCCCACCGAGGGCACCAAUAAUGACGCGGCUGACGAUGCAGAUCUCGUCGACUUUGCAUCCUCUUUGCUUGACGCCGCUGAUCCUGACUCGGAACUUCCAGAAUCAACGCUAGACGCCGCGACGCUCGACGCAGUGCACGCAGCCAUCAACGCUCCCCGAGAACUUGCCUCGGAGGCGAUUUCGACCCUCCCAGCAACGGACUCAGGAGGGGGCAGUGAUGACGAGAUCAGGAUCCUCGUAUGGUUCCGACGCGAUCUCCGCCUCCACGACAAUCUGGCAAUCUCUGCAGCGCUGGAUUGGAUAAAGCAGGAAGAGGAAAAGAUACCGGGCCGUAAGGUGGUGUUCAUCCCGCUUUAUAUCGUGCACCGUCCAAAGAUCAUGCUGUGCGGCGUCAACCGCUUCCAGUUCUUGCUCGAGAGCGUUUCAGAUCUGGCCGACGCGUUGGCUGCACGAGGCUCUCGACUUGUGGUGGCCAGAGGAGACGGGGUGCAAGUGCUGAGGCGUUUACUGCCCGCUUGGCGCAUCUCGCACCUGUUUUUUGACGCAGCCAGUGAGCCAUUUGCUAUCGACCGAGACAACCGAGCAGUGGCGUUAGCAAGACAACUGGGAGUCGAGACUCACGUGACGCAUGGGUACACACUCUACGACCUGGACGCAGUUAUUGCUGGAAAUAACGGAGAACCACCGAAGACCUACACCGCUUUUCUCCGUGCAUUAGCCAUGCAGCCGAAACCGCCCAAGCCGCUCCCGACGCCGGAAAAGGUGCCGGCACCUGUGUAUCUGCCCAGUGAGCUCUACCAACAGGUGAUAGACUACUGGCAGAACCGCUUGAAACCCGAUUCGAUCGCUGGUCCUGAACAGCAAUUUACACUCCCAGAGGUAACAGACUUUGGCUUCGUAGCCCCUGAGCGACAUCCUUUCAUCUACGGCGGCGAACAGAUUGCGCUGGGUAUUCUACGGGACUAUUGUCGCAAUGAAGGUCGCGUGGUCAAGUUCGAGAAGCCGAAGACGUCUCCUGCACAGACGACCCCAUCUGCGUCGACAACUUCGCUUAGUCCAUACUUGUAUUUCGGCUCUAUCAGUCCACGGACCUUUUUGCAUCACGUCCGAGGCAUACAGGAACACCACGCCAAGGCUCUGUCAGCUACCCCUGUGAGCUUGGACGGACAGCUUCUGUGGCGUGAGUUUUUCCACUGUCACGGCCGAGCCAACGCGUAUUUCGACAAGAUGGAGGAGAGUCCCACUUGUCUGCAGAUUGACUGGCGAUGGCACACUAUUCCAGAGCGGGAGGAGGAUAUGACUGAUGACGACAAGCUUGCUCGCUCGCAGUUCCAAGCCUGGAUCGAUGGUCAGACUGGUUUCCCAUGGAUCGACGCUAUCAUGAUCCAACUUAAAGAGGAAGGCUGGAUGCAUCAUCUAGCACGUCACUCGGUAGCGUGCUUCCUUACUCGUGGCGAUCUGUAUAUUUCAUGGGUUCGAGGACUCGAGGUCUUCCAGGAAAGACUGAUCGAUCACGAUUGGAGUAUCAACUGUGGCAACUGGCUGUGGCUUAGUGCUAGCUACUUCUUCUCUGCUUACUUCAGAGUGUACUCUCCGUCGACUUUCGGCAAGAAAUGGGACCCGGAAGGCUUAUUUAUCCGCAAAUACGUUCCAGCACUCAGCAAGAUGCCAGUCAAGUAUAUCUACGAGCCCUGGAAGGCGCCGAUGACUGUGCAGCACGCGGCGGGGUGCCUUAUCGGAAAAGAUUAUCCGUUCCCAAUUGUGGAUCACAAGAUCGCUAUGCGUCGAAGUAUGGCAGGCAUGAAGAAGUCAUAUGCCCUCAACGAGUACGGCACCCCACCGGCCCCAAACCCACCAAGCAGUCCACGAUUUAAGCGUCCGCGUGAGAAUUCGGCUAGCUCAUCCGAGACAUCCGAAGAGUCUACGCAGUAG
Molecule: messenger RNA, 1971 nt
Organism: Phytophthora infestans T30-4
Lineage: Eukaryota; Oomycota; Peronosporomycetes; Peronosporales; Peronosporaceae
Product: cryptochrome, putative
Exons: 3
Coding region: 1-1971 (656 amino acids)
Biological process (GO): entrainment of circadian clock by photoperiod; circadian regulation of gene expression
Cellular component (GO): cytoplasm; nucleus
Molecular function (GO): DNA binding; FAD binding
Source: RefSeq, a predicted model, not a curated record